Molecule: messenger RNA, 1334 nt
Organism: Scleropages formosus (Asian bonytongue)
Lineage: Eukaryota; Metazoa; Chordata; Actinopteri; Osteoglossiformes; Osteoglossidae
Product: XK-related protein 8-like
Exons: 3
Coding region: 87-1334 (415 amino acids)
Biological process (GO): apoptotic process involved in development; phosphatidylserine exposure on apoptotic cell surface; engulfment of apoptotic cell
Cellular component (GO): plasma membrane
Source: RefSeq, a predicted model, not a curated record
UGCACUACAGUGCUGUGUGGGCAGGAGGGAACCAGAGUUUUUUUGUACAUUUUGUCUUGAGGAGAUACGUGUAGAAGGUGGAAAGGAUGGAGGAAGGUUUCCCCUUCGUGUACCCGGUGUCUGACUUCUUGAUGACCUUUUUUGGACUCGUCCUGUUCGCUGUCGAUGUGAUCCUUGAUGUACAGCUGGUGGUGUCUUUUUAUGAGGAGAAGGCCUUCGUCUGGAUGGGGGUGGUCGUGUUCCUGCUUCUGGUCUCCUCGGGGAUCGUUCAGCUCUUCAGCUGCCUGUGGUAUUACGCUGACAGCCAGAUGCUGGAGAGCGUCGCUGAAAACUGCAUGAGGAAGCGGCACAUUCUGGUUCUUACUCAUCUUCUGCAUUUGGCAGUGCCUCUCAGGUAUGUCAGCCUACUGGAUAUCUCGUGCCGUAACUUCCGGAGCAAAAACCCCUACUUGGAAGGUGUAGCUGUUUACCUGAACCAUGACCUCAGUAUGCUGCGGCUCUUUGAGACUUUCUCUGAGAGCGCUCCCCAACUGGUGCUCAUGAUCGUCAUCUACAUUCAGAAGCACGAGCUGAGCCUUCUCACAUGUCUGAAGGCACUGUGUUCAGCAGGAGCCAUCGCCUUCAGUGUGGCUAUGUACCACCGCUCCAUGCGCUCCUUCUUGCCAGCCAAGGAGAAACAGGGUUUUGGCUCCUCUGUCGUCUACUUUGUAUGGAACCUGCUGCUGAUUGGGCCUCGUGUGGUGGCCCUGGCUCUCUUUGCCUGCGUCUUGCCUUGUCACACUGCGGUCCACUUUGUGAGUCUGUGGCUUCCACUGGUUCUCUGGGCCUGGAUGCAGGGCACUGACUUAAUGGACAACCUGGCUGGUGAGUGGCUCUUCCGGGCCGCCAUUGGCCUCAUCUGGUACUUCAGCUGGUUUAAUGUGGCUAAGGGAGGCAGUCUCUGGCGGAGCAUUAUCUACCAUUCUUUUACCAUGGUGGACGUGGGCUUCCUCCUGGGACUGUGGUGGUACUGGCAGGAAGAACAGAGGGAGCCCCAUGUGAUCUGCAGCACAGUCCUCUCAUGCUACAUCUUGGGAUUGGUACUCAAAGUCAUUUAUUACAAAUGGUUCCACCCCAGGAAGCCUGUGCUGCGCACCACACUUGAUAUACUUGAGUUUUCAGAAGAUGAGGUGGAUUUUCGCUCAUUGCCACUGACUCCAGAUGUUGGGGCAACACCUUCUGUGGAGGCAGGAAGAGUUGUGCCCAUCAUGGUCAACAAGAGGAUGAGGAACCUGGCUGUGAACUUCUACUCCCCUUCUGCAGAACCGGAGAGGGGAGGUGCCCCUUUAACCUGA